ACCAAACAACCCCUUAAAUAAUUCGCCCGUCUUACUUAUGGGCUGAGAAAAGAUGUGGCGUCGUUCGGUAUACGUAUUUGGGUUUUUGAGUACCCAAGAAAGAAUUGAAGGUUUUGGAGCUGAGAAAGAAGAAAAACAUCCAUAGAUGUCGACAGUGUACGUUUUAGAACCGCCGACAAAAGGAAAAGUGGUACUUAACACGACGUAUGGGCCAUUGGAUAUAGAACUAUGGCCAAAAGAAGCCCCUAAAGCUGUAAGGAAUUUUGUUCAAUUGUGUCUUGAAGGUUACUAUGAUAAUACCAUCUUUCAUCGUGUUAUCAAAUCUUUCCUUAUUCAAGGUGGUGACCCUACCGGCACUGGCACUGGUGGUGAAAGCAUAUAUGGUGGUGUGUUUCCGGAUGAAUUUCACUCCCGUUUAAGAUUCAAACAUAGGGGUUUGGUGGCAUGUGCCGGUGCAGGCUCACCAAAUUCAAAUGCAAGUCAAUUCUUCAUGACUUUGGAUCGUUGUGACUUUCUCGACAAAAAGCAUACAAUCUUUGGAAAAGUAACUGGGGAUUCAAUAUAUAAUCUUAUUACAUUGGGUGAAGUUGAAACUGACAAGGAUGAUCGGCCUGUGGAUCCUCCACCUAAGAUACUGUCUGUAGAGGUAUUAUGGAGCCCUUUUGAGGAUGUUUUCCCUAGAGCAAAGCCUGCAAAAGCUUUGCCUUCUGGGGUUACAACUGAGAAGAAAGAUGCAAAACAGAAAGCCACCAAAAAAUUGAACUUGCUUUCAUUUGGAGAAGAAGCAGAAGAGGAGGAGAAAGAACUUGUAGCUGUGAGUGCAAGGAUAAGAAGCAGUCAUGAUGUCUUGGAUGAUCCACGUCUGCUGAAGGAAGGAAAAGAUGAUCAAGCUUUGGUCUGAUGCUGAUGACCGGCCAAAAGUGGAUAAGUUGUCUCUAAAGAGAAAAGGACUAGGCUCUGAAGCGAGAGCUGAACUUAUGGCCAAUGCAGAUACAGACUUACUGUUGUUGUCUGGUCCUGAACGAGAAAGACAGCUGCUAAAGCAAAAGGGACGAGGGCGAAAAGGACACGAAGAAGAAGUGCUAGCAAAACUGGAGAUGUUUAAGGCUGGACUUUCUGCUAAAGCCAAUGAAUCUGUUAAUGCCGGCAAGGAGGAAGAAUUAUCCGAUUGGGCAGCAAUUACAUUAAAUUUCACUCCUGAACCUGGAAAGGACAAAAUGACUCGUAGUGAGGACCCAAAUGAUUACGUGGUACACGAUCCUUUGUUGGAGAAAGGAAAAGAGAAGUUUAAUAAAAUGAUGGCCAAGCAAAAACGACGAGAAAGAGAAUGGGCUGGCAAAUCUCUUACUUGAGCUGAUCUUCCAGCUGAAGAAAAAGAUGGAAUUGCUAUUUGUGAAGUUAAUCGUCAUUCAUAUUGAAAUGGCAAUGAUGUUGGUUCCUCUCUUUGGAAGCCAAGACCCUUUUACUGGGCCAAAAUAUUUCAUUGGACUAUGGCAUUUUGAGUAUCGAUAUCUUCUUCCCAAAGAAGUUGCAGAAGUGCCGACCAAAAAUGCUCAUCUGGUGUGAUGUAUUUGCCUGUGCUGUGAUCGUUUCCUAUUUUUUUUUCUUUCAAAAUGGACAGGAAAUGGUGUACCAGUACACUUUUGGUUUCAAUGGAAUGUGGAAAUGAACACUUAACAAUGUAAAUAGUUUUUUCCAUUAAAAGCGGGCCAAGUCUGUUCAUAUGGACUA
Capsicum annuum is the source of this 1731-nucleotide messenger RNA. Its product is annotated as peptidyl-prolyl cis-trans isomerase CYP57. Gene Ontology annotation, biological process: protein peptidyl-prolyl isomerization; protein folding. NCBI's taxonomy places the organism in Eukaryota, Viridiplantae, Streptophyta, Magnoliopsida, Solanales, Solanaceae. The record is from RefSeq and is a predicted model, not a curated record. Gene Ontology annotation, cellular component: catalytic step 2 spliceosome. Gene Ontology annotation, molecular function: peptidyl-prolyl cis-trans isomerase activity.